AUGACGACGGAGGAGAUGAUGGAAGAGGAGAUGUUUGCUGCGAUCCUGGCGAAGCUUGAGGAAUUAGGGAAGAAGAUGGAUGACACAAAUCGGAAGGCGGAUGGUGUAAAUCAGAAGAUCGAUAAGAUGAACGUUGAGUUGUGCAGCCGUGCUGAGGCACCGAAGCCCUCAGCAGUGCCGCCCAUCCCUUCCCCGACCUCUUCUCCACUACGGGAUGCCGCCCUAGUCGUUUCCGUCGCGACCACUGAGCUGCUACCCGAGGCGCCCACCAGGUGUUCGAUGGCGGAUCCCAGUCAGGCCACCUGCAGUGCGGCGGCCACGUCCUUAGCAUCAGCAAUGGCUUCACCGACCUCCUCUCCACCAUGGGAUACUGCCCACGUUGUUCCUGGAAUGGCCACCAAGCUCCUGGAGAUGGCGCCUACAAGGUGUUCGAUGACGGGUCUCUACUCUCUACCAGAAUGCGCAUGUUCCGGCGUCUGUGUCCACGUCCGCCGCACCGCCCAUGCCUUCAUCACCUCCGCCAGGCCUUCCAGUGUUGGCGUCCACUGCAACGGUACCACCCUCCACUUCCUCAGCUCAGUCAAUGGCUAUGUCAAUCACUACACAUGUUCCAAAGCCUACGAGCAUAGCCGACACCAACCCAAUGCAAGAUACAGCCGCCUGCCUGUUUGA
Molecule: messenger RNA, 672 nt
Organism: Panicum virgatum (switchgrass)
Lineage: Eukaryota; Viridiplantae; Streptophyta; Magnoliopsida; Poales; Poaceae
Exons: 1
Coding region: 1-672 (223 amino acids)
Source: RefSeq, a predicted model, not a curated record